Messenger RNA from Daphnia magna, 681 nucleotides. Its product is annotated as kinesin heavy chain. The record is from RefSeq and is a predicted model, not a curated record. The transcript has 4 exons. NCBI's taxonomy places the organism in Eukaryota, Metazoa, Arthropoda, Branchiopoda, Diplostraca, Daphniidae. The coding region runs from base 110 to 589 and encodes 159 amino acids.
GUUAUUGAGUCAUCCGUUCACGCCAUUCCCUCAGUCUUAGAUUGUUUGUCUCCUUCGUCAGUCGCAUUUUUCGCGCUCGACCGUCUGGGCUACACCACGUGGGGAAAAAAUGGCUAGCAGCACAUCGGUCAGCGAUUUAGUGAAAUUAUUUGGCCCAAGAGCAAAAACCACUAGAAAUUCUGCCCCACCAAACGAUGAAUCAAAAACCGAAGGGUGGAAACUCCGAUUCGAAAAAGAGCGUGACGACGCUCUCCGUGCAGAAGUAGAACUCAAUCGAAGAAGAUCCUCGGGCAAAUUUGUCAAUCAAGUCGAACAAGUCAACCAGCAAGAUCCUAUGGAUGAAUCAACCACUGACCUAAAUUUAACUGCUGUAGAUACUCCGCUAUCGCAUCCUACUCCGCUUACCACUUCCCUUCCAGCUGAUUGGGAGUCUGAACGGGAACGACUGUACCAACAACUGAGAAAUAAGGAUGAAGAAAUCAACGAACUACGCCAAUUAGUGGAGAAACUCAAGAAGCAAACGACAGAGCAAGAAAAAACUCUUGGUUCAGUUUGGGAGCUUGCUUUGAACCAAUCCACUCCCCCCUAAUAACUGUGAAACCUUUCAAAAUUUUAAAAAUUCUAUUCCCCAGUUAUAUUUUUGAAAAUCGCAAUAAAUUUCUCUAUUGGUUUCAAUAAUAA